AUGUCUUCUACUGCAAACUCGUUUCGCACUAUCAUCGGUGUCCCCCCAUCGACUGCUUCCGUCCAAGACUCCACACUCAUCGUUGUCGACGCUCAAAAUGAAUAUGCCUCAGGCCACUUAAAGGUCAAAGGCGUUGAGCAGAGCCGCAGAGUGAUCUCAGGUCUUCUGUCUCGCUACCGACAGAGCGCCAUCAAGAAAAAUAUCGUUCACGUUGUCCACGAGGUUCCAGCAGGAGCCCCAGUCUUCACCCCAAAUACGGCUUUGGCAGAGGAAUUCAAAGAACUCACCCCUGAGUCUGGAGAGAAAAUCGUUACUAAGCACUUCCCAAGUUCUUUUGCUCAGACCGAUCUCGAUGAUUAUCUUAAGGAAUUGGGGGAUGUAGGAAAGAAGAUUGUGCUAGUUGGAUAUAUGGCUCAUGUGUGCAUAUCGACAACCGCAAGAGCUGGAAGUGAGCUUGGAUACGAUGUCCUCAUUGUGAAGGAUGCCGUGGGUGAUCGUGAUAUCCCUGGAGUGGAUGGAGAGCGCCUUACAUCUGUUGUUUUGAGUGAGCUUGCGGAUGCAUUCGGAAGUGUCGUUUCUGCGAAAGACAUCAGCUCAUAG
Penicillium angulare is the source of this 600-nucleotide messenger RNA. RefSeq names its product putative isochorismatase family hydrolase. The record is from RefSeq and is a predicted model, not a curated record. NCBI's taxonomy places the organism in Eukaryota, Fungi, Ascomycota, Eurotiomycetes, Eurotiales, Aspergillaceae. The transcript has a single exon. The coding region runs from base 1 to 600 and encodes 199 amino acids.